Merops nubicus (carmine bee-eater) is the source of this 612-nucleotide messenger RNA. Its product is annotated as myeloid-associated differentiation marker-like protein 2. NCBI's taxonomy places the organism in Eukaryota, Metazoa, Chordata, Aves, Coraciiformes, Meropidae. The record is from RefSeq and is a predicted model, not a curated record. Gene Ontology annotation, cellular component: membrane.
AUGGAGGGCACGGGGGGGCCGUAUCUGAACACGGCCGCCGUGACCUCCCCCGUGGGGAUAGCUCGCUUGCUGCAGAUGACGUUCGGCUGCACCACGUUCAGCCUGGUAGCCCACCAGGGGGGAUUCAGUGCCGCGUACGGCACGUUCUGCAUGUUCGUCUGGACCUUCUGUUUUGCCAUCACCGUCUUCAUCCUCGCCUGCGAGUUCACGCACCUGCACCGCUGCCUGAGCAUCUCCUGGGGCAACUUCACCGCCGCCUUCGCCAUGCUGGCCGCGCUCAUGUCGUGCUUCGUGGUGACCGUGGUGGUCGUGGCCUUCAGCGUCACAGGUAAGACCGCCUUGCUGUGCUUCCCCUUCGAGCGCGCCGUGGUCGUCUACACCUUCGGGGCCGUGCUGCUCUACGUGAGCGCGGCGUCGUCUGGCCCGGUCGUCUGGCCGGUGUUCUGCUUCGACGGCAAGUACGGCUCCCCGCGGCGCCCCGGCCUCUGCGCCAAGGGCAAGUGCCCCUGGGACAGCCAGCUGGUGAUCGCCGUCUUCACCUACGUGAACCUGCUGUUCUACGUCCUGGACCUGGCGUACUCGCAGCGCAUCCGCUUCGUCCCGCACCUCUGA